CUGCACGAACAUUGCGACAUCCUUUCCAUUGCCGUUCCAAUUGCAAAUGCACUUUCCGGCCUUCCUCGCCGACCAGCGCCGCCUCCGCCGCGUCCUCUCCUCCUCUCGCACCACGCUCGCGACACUCACCCGCCUACACGCGCUCCUCGUCGUUUCCUCCUCCCAGCAUAUCCUCUCCUCGCUCGCCGCCGCAUACGCCCGCGCUGGCGCGCUCGACGCUGCGGAGUCCACCCUCGCCGCCUCCCCCUCCUCCCCCUCCUCCAUAGCCGCCUGGAACGGGCUCCUCUCCGCGCACUCCCGCGCCGGUGCCCCCGGUGCCGCGCUCCGCGUCUUUCGCGCGCUCCCUUCCUCCGCACGGCCCAACAGCACCACCUUCACGCUCACUCUCACCGCGUGCGCGCGCCUCGGGGACCUCGACGCCGCUGAGUCCGUCAGGGUCCGCGCGUUUGCGGCCGGGUACGGUCACGACGUGUUCGUCUGCUCGGCGCUGCUCCACCUCUACUCGAGAUGCGGCGCCAUGGAAGAAGCCAUCAGAGUGUUCGAUGGAAUGCCGAGGAAGGACCGCGUCGCGUGGAGUACGAUGGUUGCUGGGUUCGUGACCGCUGGGAGGCCGGUGGAGGCGCUUGCGAUGUACAGUAGGAUGAGGGAGCAUGGCGUGUCGGAUGAUGAGGUGGUCAUGGUUGGGGUUAUACAAGCGUGCAUGUCAACUGGGAACGCCCGAAUAGGGGCCUCCGUUCACGGCCGUCUCUUACGGCAUUGUAUGAGGAUGGAUGUUGUUACUACCACGAGCCUUGUGAGCAUGUAUGCCAAGAAUGGGCACUUGGAUGUGGCAUGCCAAGUGUUUAGAAUGAUGCCGUACAGAAAUGAUGUCACAUGGAGUGCGCUGAUUUCUGGGUUUGCACAGAAUGGCCGUGCAGUUGAGGCACUUGAUUUGUUCAGAGAGCUGCAAGCUGAUGGGCUUCAGCCUUGUUCAUGGGCACUUGUUAGUGCACUGCUUGCUUGCGCUAGUGUUGGAUUCCUGAAGCUAGGGAAGUCGAUACAUGGUUUCAUCUUGAGGAGGCUUGAGUGGCAAUGUAUUUUGGGUACAGCUGUCCUUGACAUGUACUCCAAAUGUGGCUCCCUGGAAAGUGCCCGAAAGCUUUUCAAUAAGCUUUCCUCAAGAGACUUGGUUUUGUGGAAUGCGAUAAUCGCAUGCUGUGGCACUCAUGGAUGUGGUCAUGAUGCCCUUGCUCUGUUCCAAGAACUGAACGAAACCGGAAUAAAGCCUGAUCAUGCAACAUUUGCUUCUCUUCUGUCUGCCCUAAGCCACUCUGGUCUUGUGGAGGAAGGGAAAUUCUGGUUUGAUCGCAUGAUUAAGGAGUUUGGCAUUGAACCUGCAGAAAAGCACUAUGUAUGUAUAGUUGAUCUCUUAGCACGUUCUGGUCUUGUGGAAGAAGCCAAUGACAUGCUUGCAUCAAUGCAAACUGAACCAACCAUUGCAAUUUGGGUCAUUCUGCUUUCAGGUUGCUUGAAUAACAAGAAGCUAGAGCUUGGAGAAACCAUAGCGAAAAAGAUCCUUGAGUUGCGACCUGAAGACAUUGGUGUCCUUGCACUGGUAUCGAAUCUCUAUGCUGCUGCAAAGAAGUGGGACAAGGUCAGGGAAAUCAGAAAGCUAAUGAAGGAUAGCGGCAGCAAGAAAGUGCCUGGCUACAGCUUGAUAGAGGUCAAGGGAACACGUCACGCAUUCGUGAUGGAAGACCAGAGCCACCCUCAGCAUCGGGAGAUCCUGAAAAUGGUCGCAAAACUCAAUUCUGAGAUGAGGAAGCUGGGCUAUGUUCCAAGAACAGAGUUUGUGUACCAUGAUCUGGAUGAAGACGUGAAAGAGCAGCUUCUCAGUUACCAUGAGCAGCUUCUCAGCUACCAUAGCGAGAGGCUGGCCAUUGCCUUUGGUUUGCUGAACACCAGCCCUGGAACGAGGCUCGUGAUCAUCAAGAACCUCAGGGUUUGUGGUGAUUGCCAUGAUGCCAUCAAGUAUAUCUCGAAGAUUGUAGAUAGAGAGAUUGUUGUCAGAGACGCGAAGAGGUUCCACCAUUUCAAAGACGGAGCCUGUUCUUGUGGAGAUUACUGGUGAUUAUGUGUUGAGGCACACAUGUCCACACUGUAGCUUGGACAGUUCACACUCCUAGUGCUGAUUUUUUGGUCAAGUUGGCUGCAGAUAACCAGCAGAGCGAAUAUCAGUUAUGUACAAGUAAACUUGGCGCAAUCUUUUGAUUCACUGGAGAGGGAGCCUCAAAUAUCCUUUGAUGCAAAACAAACAGUUCUCUGAACCUUGUGCUGAUUUUGGUCGAGCAUUUAUAAUGUUCAUGCAAAUCAUUCCUAAACAAUCCUUUGAUUCACUAGUAUAACAAAAGGAUAAAGAAAUGACAAGAUGAAAUGCUGAAACAAUCUUUUGAUUCAAACGCAUAGUUGGCCAGGUCUGUCUCUUUCCUGCACCAUCCACUUACCUAAUGAAUGGAGACAUAGCAUAUAGCUGUGCAGCCAGGGAGAAUCGCCUGGACCAUGCAUUGUUUUUCCUGUCCUGGAACGCCAAACUAAGCAUCUUGGAACUCACGGCAGAUGAAGUGAUUGAGAUGCACACAGUUCUGUGCUUUUCUCCUCUCAGCCUACGUCCAAAACCAAAAGCAUGGGGGACACGCAACUCAGCAUGUUGCACUUUCUCCACAGCUUUACUACAAUUGACUGCACCAUGGACAAAGGAUGAAACAACUGUAUGGUUCCGUUGCACCUUGGGUUCCAUAAUUCCACACUCCAUUGCUAUCCUCUCAGCACAGCAUCUGCUGUUCCAUUCGGGCAAUUUGUCUGCUCCAACCUCAGGACUAUGAGGACAACAACCAUGGUGGUGAAGGAUCGUGCUAACCGCUGCUGGCGAAGUGUGGCCCCUGUGCUGUGCUCAUGCAGCUUCAAACAGUGAGCGACACACGGAGAUGCUUUAGGAGAUGCGAAGAAUGGUACGGGCUUGUUUGAGAGCAAGUGUAAUGGAGGAAUGGAGGAGACCGAGGAGGCCAAAAUCCCUUAUUAUUCAAUUUUGAAUAGUAAGGGAUUUUGGUUGUCUCAAUCCCUUCCAUUUCGCUUGUCCCAAACGAGCCCUACAGGAGCAAAAGAUCACAGUUGUAUAGGGAGAAUCAGGAGCUCAAUGAGAAGUUCUUUUCCCUGACGGCAGUAACAAGAUUUCGUUCUACAGUCCCUGCAGGAAAGCUUAUGUAUGCCUAGGACGUCAUGUUUGGGAUAGUCUUCUGUGCAAUCUGUCGAAUAUGCAUGUUUUAUGGUUACACCUCAGGUCCAUAAAUGCAUUCUGUCAGUUUGUGCGCCUAAGUGGUACACCGUGACAAUUUCACGGAUAGCCUUGCGUAUUUAACACUUUCAAAUAUUAGCUGUAGACUACUAUUGUGCUAAUGUUUUUUUUAUUUUUAUUUUUAACAGAUUUAGUCUAUUAGGUUGUUGAGUCUGAGGGUUUUUAUAUAUUUUCUUUUGCUGGUUA
This is a messenger RNA of Zea mays, 3517 nucleotides long. Its product is annotated as putative pentatricopeptide repeat-containing protein At3g25060, mitochondrial. The record is from RefSeq and is a predicted model, not a curated record. Gene Ontology annotation, biological process: RNA modification. NCBI's taxonomy places the organism in Eukaryota, Viridiplantae, Streptophyta, Magnoliopsida, Poales, Poaceae. Gene Ontology annotation, molecular function: RNA binding; zinc ion binding; protein binding.